ACAGGUUAAUUUUGUUGGUAAGAAGACACGAAUCAAAAUGGAGGAAACAAAGAAGAGGAAAGAGCCUUCCAAGUCGGAAAUCGUCAAGCUGAAAAGCAUAGAAGGAGAAAUUAUCGAAAUGGAUAUCGAUGCUGCAAAGUAUUGCAAAACCCUAAACGAGAUGAUAGACAGUUUGGGAUUAGGCGAGGAAGACGACGAACCCGUGCCCGUUCCCAUUAACACUGCAACGUUAAACAAGGUUAUGGAGUGGGUAACAUUUCACAAGGAAGACCCACCAACUCCGGAGAAGCUAGAGAAGGUUGGACCGAAAAAAUCGGACGACAUUUGCAAAUGGGAUGCAAAUUUCGUAUCGCAAAUCGACCCCGUCAUAUUCUUUGACAUGGUGAUGGCGGCAAAUUAUCUGAAUAUUAAGGAUCUUAGCGAGGUGCUACUCAAAGCUCUCGCAAACAAUUUAAAGACUAAAAACCCUGCCCAAAUUCGAGAAGAAUUCAAUAUACAAAACGAUAUAGGGGCCAGUGACGCUAAGAAGUUUAAUGAAGAAACUGCAUGGUUUUUCAAUUCUUAAAUUCAUUCCAAAUUAUUUUUUUACUUAAUUGUAUUAAGUUAAUUUUUACUAUGUUUUAAUUAUAAUUAAACAAAAUAUUUUUAAUAUGUUCUAAUUUAAUAAAAUAUUUUUCAA
This is a messenger RNA of Aethina tumida (small hive beetle), 679 nucleotides long. RefSeq names its product S-phase kinase-associated protein 1-like. Gene Ontology annotation, molecular function: cullin family protein binding. The record is from RefSeq and is a predicted model, not a curated record. The transcript is spliced from 3 exons. Lineage: Eukaryota; Metazoa; Arthropoda; Insecta; Coleoptera; Nitidulidae. Gene Ontology annotation, cellular component: nucleus; cytoplasm. Gene Ontology annotation, biological process: SCF-dependent proteasomal ubiquitin-dependent protein catabolic process. The coding region runs from base 38 to 565 and encodes 175 amino acids.